AUGGAGCCCACAUCGAUCAUCGCAACAAUCAACUACUGGCGGCCGCCACCACCCGGCGAAGCCGAACAGCCCUUUGGCGUAACGACAGCAGGACAUCGACGCAGAAAGUACAAUCCUCAACCAACCAAGAUCUACAAUUUGCGGGGCCGUGAGCACGAGUUUGACUUGGACAAGAAUGGGUUCCAGUUCGUGACCGACUGCCCAAGCCGCGAGCGCCGCUGGGACGAUGAGGCUCGGAUGCGAGAACAUGUAUACCCUGAGAUCGAUGCCUUGUUGAAGAAAGUGACUGGCGCCACGCACUGCUACAGCAUGGGCCACGUGAUCCGCCGCUUCUCGAUCGCCGACGGCCUGGCCGCGCAGGAAGGCAAAGCCGAUAACGAAAUCGUCACGCUCACGACGCCAGCUACAGUCGCCAACGUCGCGUCUGCCGCUGUGGCUAACGCCCAUCCAGACCAAUCCUACAACGGCGCAAAAUACGUCCUCGACAACAUCAUCUCGACCUUACCAGACCGCGCCGUAGCCGCAGACCUCGCCGCUAAAGCCAAAGGCAACAAUCGCUGGGCUACAAUCAACGCCUGGCGGCCCCUCGGGCUCGUCACAAGGGAGCCGCUCGCAGUCUGUGAUGCCGCCAGCAUGGAAGAGUCUGAUCUCCGCGCAGCCCCUGUACAGCAUAACAAUCCCACAGUAGCCGAUGGCGACGCCAACCCACCUCAGUGCAAGGAUGAAAAGUGGCAGGUAGCUGCUAAUCCCCAGCAGAAAUGGUAUUGGCCGAAUGCGAUGACUGAAAGGGAGGUCUUGCUGGUAAAGUGCUUUGACUCUAGGAGGGAUGGGAGGGCAAGGCGGACGCCACAUAGUACGAUUCAGACGCUGGGUGAUUGUAGGCCGGUGAGGGAGAGGAUCGAGGUGAGGUGGUUGGUGUUUUGGGAGGGUGUGGAUGCAGAGGGGGGUGAUGAGGGGGUGAGGGGGUGA
Molecule: messenger RNA, 969 nt
Organism: Fulvia fulva
Lineage: Eukaryota; Fungi; Ascomycota; Dothideomycetes; Mycosphaerellales; Mycosphaerellaceae
Product: Hydroxylase/desaturase CTB9
Exons: 3
Coding region: 1-969 (322 amino acids)
Molecular function (GO): oxidoreductase activity
Source: RefSeq, a predicted model, not a curated record